Molecule: messenger RNA, 2220 nt
Organism: Gossypium raimondii (Peruvian cotton)
Lineage: Eukaryota; Viridiplantae; Streptophyta; Magnoliopsida; Malvales; Malvaceae
Product: serine/threonine protein phosphatase 2A 57 kDa regulatory subunit B' kappa isoform
Exons: 3
Coding region: 391-1914 (507 amino acids)
Biological process (GO): signal transduction
Cellular component (GO): protein phosphatase type 2A complex
Molecular function (GO): protein phosphatase regulator activity
Source: RefSeq, a predicted model, not a curated record
UUGCUGCUAUCUGCCUUAUAGUAGUUUAUAUUGUUAGUUAAACAUAAAUGAGAUCUGGGUUCUUUUCAAUUUUUCAUAAGCUUGUGAUUUUUUGUGCUGGAUCUUUGAGUGAUUUACUUUAUUUUUCCCAGAUCUGAAGUUUGUGUUUGCUUGUACUGUUAUGAAAACGAAAUUCUCCGUUUUCUUCUUUAACAGUUAGUUCAUCACAAUAUUUCUGCUGUUAGGCCCCUUGUAUGGAACUUAGUUUUUUUUUUCUAGUUUUAUGGUAUUAAAGUGAGUGCUUUAGCUUGAUUUAUUUUGCCGCCCCCCUCUGAAGAAUAAUGCUGGUGGCUGUUGCGACACUGUGACUUGGGGGCAGUUUGUGCUGCUGGAAAUCGCUUUGUUGCCAUCAUGCUCAAGCAAAUUCUAAGCAAACUCCCACGGAAGUCGCAAAAAUCCGAUUCUUUAGAUUCAGCUGGACUUGAUUCUGGCAAUCAUACUUCGAACUCGAGCAAUGGAGUUCAAUGUACGAAUAUUGGGAAUAGUAUAACAAGUCGACUAAGUGUUGUUAAACGGGUGUCAUCAGCUGUUUUUCCUGCUAGUAUCAUGGCUGGAGUGGAGGCAGUGGAGCCGAAUCUAUCAUUCAAGGAUGUUUCAAAUCCGCAGAAGCAGAACUUGUUUAUCAGUAAAUUGAACCUGUGUUGUGAGGUUUCCGAUUUUAGCGAUCCGGAAAAGGCUUCUUCUGAGCAAGAUCUUAAACGCCAAACAUUGAUAGAACUUGUCGAUUUCGUUUCUUCGGGGUCUGCAAAGUUCAACGAACCAGCAGUGGCUGCAAUGUGUAAAAUGUGUGCCGUUAAUCUGUUCAGAGUUUUUCCACCUAAAUAUCGCUCUAAUACCUCCAGCGGUGAAGCAGAAGAUGACGAACCGAUGUUUGACCCUGCCUGGUCCAAUUUGCAACUCGUGUAUGAUCUACUUCUUCGGUUUGUCAGCUAUAGUUCUCUCGAUGCAAAGGUGGCAAAAAAGCAUGUAGAUCAUUCUUUUAUUUUGAAAUUACUUGACCUUUUUGAGUCUGAGGACCCUCGGGAAAGAGACUGUUUGAAAACAAUUCUGCAUAGAAUUUACGGGAAAUUCAUGGUACACAGGCCCUUUGUGAGAAAAGCUGUUAGCAAUAUCAUCUAUCGAUUUGUUUUCGAAACCGAAAGGCAUAAUGGUAUUGCUGAGCUCUUAGAGAUUUUUGGAAGUAUUAUUAGUGGGUUUGCUAUACCAUUGAAGGAAGAGCACAAGAUGUUCCUAUGUAGAGCUCUUAUACCGCUACACAAACCAAAGUCCAUCGGUGUUUAUCAUCAGCAAUUAACUUACUGUGUUGUACAGUUUGUAGAUAAGGAUCAAAAGUUAGCUAAUAAUGUGAUUAAGGGACUGUUAAAGUACUGGCCAAUUACUAAUAGCCAGAAGGAAUUGAUGUUUAUAAGCGAGUUAGAAGAGAUUUUGGAGAUGAUUAACAUGGUCGAGUUCCAAAAGAUCAUGGUUCCUGUGUUUCGGCGUAUUGCAUGCUGCCUAAAUAGCUCCCAUUACCAGGUGGCCGAACGAGCUCACUUGUUAUGGAACAACGAGCACAUCCUCAAUCUCAUUACGCAUAACCGUCAUGUGAUUUUCCCUCUCAUCUAUCCGUCCCUUGAACGGAAUUCCCAGAAUCAUUGGAAUCAAGCAGUGCUUAACCUGACACAGAACAUAAGAAAGAUGUUCUGCGAGAUGGAUGAAGAGCUUCUGCUCGCCUGUCAGCACAAGUUGGAGGAAGAAAACUCCCAAUUGAUUGAAGCAGCUGAGAAGCGGAAACUAGCAUGGGAACGCCUGGAAACCACUGCCGCUGCUUUCAAACCUGCAGCUACUAACAAUGUCCCUCCUGUAAAACCAGCCACACUGCCUGUCGCCUGUUGAUUGGCAAAAGAUAGAUAUAUGCAUAUAGUAUAUAUAUAUAUAAAUAGCCUGCUCUGAUUGCAGUGUUGGAUGUUGGUUUCUUGAAUACGAUGGCCGAAGUUGUGAUUCAGUAGGGUCUGUAUGUCAUUACCAAAAAUAGGAGGGGGUUUGUAUUUUGUAUCUAAAAGCUGAAAUUGCUGUACUGAAAAUUACUAGUGGUACUACAUUACAGUUGCCUGGAAAGGUCGAGAGGCAUUGAUGAAUGAUGAGUUGUUGGGUUGCAAGUAUAUUAUAUGUAUAAAUUAUUAUGGGGUAUGUAUUUUUGUA